This is a messenger RNA of Penicillium cosmopolitanum, 1077 nucleotides long. RefSeq lists its product as uncharacterized. Gene Ontology annotation, cellular component: membrane. NCBI's taxonomy places the organism in Eukaryota, Fungi, Ascomycota, Eurotiomycetes, Eurotiales, Aspergillaceae. Gene Ontology annotation, biological process: ceramide biosynthetic process. The coding region runs from base 1 to 1077 and encodes 358 amino acids. The transcript has 3 exons. The record is from RefSeq and is a predicted model, not a curated record. Gene Ontology annotation, molecular function: sphingosine N-acyltransferase activity.
AUGUCUACUUCGUUUUCAGUGCGGCCCUCGCUCUUUACCGCGGUCCGCGGCAUUUCAAUUGAAUGGAUUCUACAGCCAUUGGCUCGCCAGUCUGGCGUGAAACGAAAGGCUUCAGUUCGCAUUGCUGAGCAGGGCUGGCAAGUUAUGUACUACAGCUUUGUCUGGGCGACGGGAUUGUACCUCUGGAAGAACUCAAACUACUGGUUCGAUUUCAGCGCAAUCUGGGAUGAAUGGCCAGCUCGUCCCAUGUCCGGUCUGAUGAAGUGGUAUCUGCUUGUCGAAUUGGCCUUCCUCAUUCAGUCCAUCUUCAUCAUUCAUGUCGAGGAGAGACGGAAGGACCACUACCAAAUGUUCGCCCACCACGUCAUCACCAGCACCCUCCUCACCUCCGCCUAUAUCUACGGUUUUUACAAUGUGUCCAACGUGCGGUCCAUUUUACUGACAACUACCCCACAGUCUGCCAAAAUCCUCAAGUACCUCCACUACCAGAACGCCUGCAAUGUCGGAUUCGGCAUUUUCAUGUCGACCUGGUUCAUCACACGGCAUGUUCUGUAUAAUAUGCUUUGCUGGAACAUCUACAAGAACGUCCCCGCCAGAAUGGCCUUCGGAACCUACCAGUACGGCGAAAUGACCAGCACCAACCCCUACCCAGACGCCUUCAUGUACCUCUUCGCACCAUUCUUCAACCUCGAGAACCCCGUCUGCAUGAACCCCACCAUCAAGUUCAUCUUCUUAGCCUUCCUCGUCUCCAUCCAACUUCUCUCCGUCGUCUGGUUCACCAUGAUCGUCCGCGUCGCCUACACAACCAUCACCACAGGCGCCGCAGAAGACAGCCGCAGCGACGAGGAAGACGAGGCCGAAGUCGACCCCGAAGCUACUGCGAACGGCACCGUGCGGCUGGCCGCGAAGGAUGGCGUUAACCCUACCCCCGUCGCAGUCGACACUGCCCCCGGCUUGGACCGUCGCCGGUCGAAUGGGUCCACGUCGGUUCGGGCCCGGGGUCGUGGCCGUGUUCCUUUCGACCAGAGUGAUCGCAAAGCUCUCCUUGGACGAAUCGGAUGCGAGAAGCCUACCUAG